AUGGAUAGUCUUUACAUGAAGGGAGAAUUAUUACAAAUUCACACAAAAGAAUCUGAGGUGAUUGAAGGUAGAUUCUAUAGUAUGACACUGGAUAAGUCUAAAAUUUCUUUGUAUAAUGUUAAGGAACUCCCUGAUGGUGAUAAAAGUGAAGGCAUAUGUCACUAUUAUGACACUGAAGUGAGAAACAUUGUAAAGCUUCAAGAACAGAAUGAGACAACAUUCUUAAAAAUUUCACUAAAGGAGUAUGCAGAUAUACUGAAAACUUCAAUGAAGUAUAAAUAUCUAAACCAGGUCGAUGCUAGCUUUCAUAAGGCUAUUGAUGACUUGUAUCAAUAUACCUACAUAGCUGUGAGUACAGAUGGUGUGGACAUGAGCAGAAAAUGUAAAAUGCCCUUUCUAGUUGUGUCAACACCUCAUCAAAUUUAUGUAUUUGAUAUUCAUAUUAUGCAGUAUCAUGCAUUCGAUGCUGGCUUGAAAAAGCUUCUUGAAGAUGACAAUGUUAAAAAGAUUGUCCAUGAUUGUAGAAAACUAUCUGAUUGUUUAUAUCAUAAGCAUAAUGUAAAGUUGAAGUCCAUUUUUGAUACUCAGGUGGCAGAUCUUAUAAUAUCAAGGAAUAAAGUUGGCCAUGUUCCUAAAUAUGUGAAAUCAUUAGCUCAAUGUCUUAAUGCUUACUUGGGAUUAAAAGCAAACACAGUAAAUGAGAAGCUUGACAUUGUGCAGUGUACUGAAAGACCACUGCCUAUAAACAUUUUGGAAAGCUUGGCGAAGAAUAUAGCUUUCCUUCACCGUUUAUCAGAGAUUAUAAACGAACAAAUGAUGUUACCAUUUGUUAGAGGAGUUGAAUGCUUCAUAGAUAGUAUUCGGUCCUGUGAUGAUUUCAAAGCUUGGGAAUUGUGCAACAAAUAUAACGAAGUACCAAAGGGUUUCAAAAACGCAAUUGAGUAUUAACAUUCCUUUCAAAUAAUAAAAUAUAGAAUUAG
Molecule: messenger RNA, 980 nt
Organism: Leptidea sinapis
Lineage: Eukaryota; Metazoa; Arthropoda; Insecta; Lepidoptera; Pieridae
Product: piRNA biogenesis protein EXD1-like
Exons: 3
Coding region: 1-948 (315 amino acids)
Biological process (GO): nucleobase-containing compound metabolic process
Molecular function (GO): 3'-5' exonuclease activity; nucleic acid binding
Source: RefSeq, a predicted model, not a curated record